Messenger RNA from Rotaria sp. Silwood1, 1484 nucleotides. NCBI's taxonomy places the organism in Eukaryota, Metazoa, Rotifera, Eurotatoria, Philodinida, Philodinidae. The record is from the annotation of a GenBank genome assembly.
AUGGGACGAAAUGAGCGUCCACCGCUAGUAGCACUGUCUGGCAUGCUACUAGCAUCAUCUGGGAGCCUUACAACAUUACCUGUCAUUCUACUAGCAUUACCUGGGAUGCUAGUAGCAUCACCAGGAGCGCUGGUGGCAUCACUUGGAAUGCUAGUAGCAACACUUGGGAUCCUAGUAGCAUCGCCUGGGAUGCUGGUGGUAUCACCUGGGACGCUACUAGCGUCACCCAGGAUGCUAGACGCAAAACUGGCUUGCUAAAAUCUGAUUGGUUGAGAAUCACCCAAUCAGAUGCGAAGCAGCUAUUUCUUCGCUAUUGUACGGACAAAGCCUACUCAUGUUCGAGUCACGUGAAAGAGGACCUCGGAUAACUGUAAGAUCGGCCCGUACAUGACAACGUUUUGUCCUUACAAUAGAAAAAACCGCACUAAAAUCUGAUUGGCUGAUAAUCGACCAAUCAGAUUCGUGGGAGCUGUUUCUAAGCUAUUGUCAGGGCAAAACAUAGGGUUGUUCGGGCAAGUCUUAGGAUUAUCCGGGGUUCUCUUUCACUUGACCCGAACAUAACAAUGUUUUGCCCUGACAACAGCUGGGAAACAGCAACCUCGAAUCUGAUUGCUCGAUUACAAACCAAGCAGAUUUUAGUGCUGUUUUUUCUUCGAUUGUAAGCACAAAAUGUUGUCAUGUUCGGGCCAAACUUAGGAUAAUCCGGGGUUCUCUUUCACUUGACCCGAACAUGACAAAUGUUUUGUCCUGCAAAUAACGAAGAAACAGCUUCUCGAAUCUGAUUGGUCGAUUAUGAACCAAUCAGAUUUUAGUGCGGUUUUUUCCACUAUUAUCGGGACAAAACAUAAGGUUGUUCAGGCCGGUCAUUGGGUUAUCUGGAGUCCUCUUUCACUUGACCCGAACAUGACAAUGUUUUGUGCUUACAAUAGGGUCAGAAAAGUGAGCUUCAAACUGCGUAAACUCGAAAUUCGGAGCUCACUUCACACCAGUCCAUAUUUUACCAUCAUUUGGAGUCCAUGUUUUAUCUCGAGGCCUAUCCUAUGAGGGUAUUCAUGGGUCCUCGAGGGCUAUCCUAUAGGGUACCCUUAGGUUCUCAAGGGCUAUCCUAUGAGGGUACCCACAAGCCCUCAAGAACUAUCCUGUGGGCUAUCCAUAACUUAUCAAGGCCUAUUCUAUGAGGGUACUCACAGGCCCUCAAUGGCAUUCUAUGGUGGUACCAGUAGGUCCUCAAGGGCUCUGCUAUGGAGUACCCGUAUUUCUUCAAGGCCUGUCCUGUCGAGGUAACCAUGGGUCCUCAAGGACAAUAAUAUGGGGUACCCAUAGGUCGUGAAGGGCUAUCGUUUGGAGCUAAUCAUAGACCUUCAAGACCUAUGUUAUAGAGGUAUCCAUAAGCUCUCGAUGCCUAUGCUAUACGGGUACCCAUAGGUGCUCAAGGCCUAACAGAUGGAGUAUUAACAGAUCCUCAAGGGAUAUAAUAUGGGGGG